AUGUCCCAUCUACGCGCCCUUCUUCCUCCCGCGUGCACUCUCGCCAUUCUACACGCUCAAGAUCUCCAUAUCAGCAUUCGGCAUCAUUUCAUACACGCGCGAAGCACUUCCUCCAGUCGUGCUACACGUGAUGAGCCAGAUUCAUACAGAAAUAAGCGCAAGGCCAAGACAGUUCAAAAGGACCCCACGAAGCUCGGCUUUUACCCACCUGCCUGGCAAGCAUUUUUGCAGGCAGCGAAGUUAGAAAUGCAUCUGCAGGCUGUUCUAAUGCAUCCCAUUCCAGAUCAUCGAGAGGCGCUACAACUUGCGCAAAAAGUUCUUGACGCUGAAUUGUGGAUGUACCACGAAAAAAAGAUCAAAUUGGACAACAGCUAUUUCCCGCAGUACACGACACAAAUGUCGUGGCUGCUCUGUGAUGAUCUAUUUAUGUUUCGCACAGAGCUGAAGAAAGUUGUUAUCUCCGUCGCGAAAGCAUCAUACGAUAUUGUCCCGAAGGGCACCAUGGCGCGCAAGGAUGAGGUACAGAAAUGUGUCAUUGCGAAGGCCACCAAGUUACUCAAGACCGGUGAUUAUCUUUGUGUUCCUGAUUUAUCUAAUGGCAAAUGGAAGAAUUUUGUCUCGCAAGCUCUCAGGGAUGGCUGCCUCGAAUUCUACUACGGUAAUAGCAAGAAAGCCCUCAAGAACACAUCUGAAUUUCGACGUGCAAUACCUGUCAAUGGGCUGCUUCUUGUGGGCGCCGUGAUGAAGGGUGUCCUCACUGGGGCUGAUUUCAACUCGCUGCAGAGGUCUACAGAUGCACUUCUAGAAAAUCCUGACUGUCGUGCGGAGCUUGAGGAGAUGUUGGAGCAGUGGGCUAUGAUUGGGGCGGGUGACCUUGAUUUUGACGAGGGCGGUACGGGAGGCAGUGAUAUGGAGGAUGUCAACAUCAUCUUAUAA
Messenger RNA from Suillus fuscotomentosus, 936 nucleotides. RefSeq lists its product as uncharacterized. NCBI's taxonomy places the organism in Eukaryota, Fungi, Basidiomycota, Agaricomycetes, Boletales, Suillaceae. The coding region runs from base 1 to 936 and encodes 311 amino acids. The transcript is spliced from 7 exons. The record is from RefSeq and is a predicted model, not a curated record.